Nicotiana tabacum (common tobacco) is the source of this 774-nucleotide messenger RNA. Its product is annotated as putative gamma-secretase subunit PEN-2. The record is from RefSeq and is a predicted model, not a curated record. Lineage: Eukaryota; Viridiplantae; Streptophyta; Magnoliopsida; Solanales; Solanaceae. Gene Ontology annotation, cellular component: gamma-secretase complex.
AUCCUAAAACUUAUGCACAUUUACACAAAAUCAUUCCAUCACACACACACAAAAUCAUUUCCAUCGGUUAAGGAUCGGAGUACAACUUUUCCGAUCAGAAAAUGGAGGCGACUCCCUCUAAUCCUACUCAUAACAUCAUCUCCACCGCCCCCUCUGCCGCAAUCAGUAUGAACGCCUCCGUCGCCAGCCACCGCAAUCCGCUAAGAGUUGACUGGCCGACGGUCGACGGACCACUGGGUUUAACAGAGCAAGAUUCCGUCGAUUACGCGCGUAGAUUCUUCAACUUUGGGUUUUUACUCCUCCCUUGGCUUUGGGCUGUCAAUUGCUUCUACUUUUGGCCUGUCCUUCGUCGGCCCAACUCCCAUUACCAACCCGAGCUCCGUCGCUAUGUUGUCAGGUCAGCAAUUAGUUUCGCGGUGUUUGCUGUUCUUCUCUCAACUUGGGCUCUUACCUUCUCCAUUGGAGGAGAGCGUCUAUUUGGUCAUGCUUGGGACAAGCUAGUAAUGUACAACGUUGCUGAGAAAUAUGGUUUAACGGGGUGGAUGUAGGUACUUAUUCCAUUUCUCUGUGGUCGAAGCUGCUAGAUACAAGAUUUGUAUAUAUUCUUCACUUGAAAAGAUUAUCUGACGUUGGAACUUCUCAGUUAGACAGUUACUAUGAUACUAUUAAGGAGGUGAUGAAACCAGAAAAGAGGUCCACCUUUUGAACUCAUUGUAUGCAAAACCUAAAGAUGCACUUUACGGAUUGGAAGUUGUCAUUUUGCUCCUUUGCGCU